AUGAUAGACAUAAUGCUUAAGAUGUUUUUAGGAAAAUAUUUUGAAUCUUGUGACAAUAAUUUCAUAACCAUGAAUAUGAAUGCAGGAAUUGAGAUCAGAAAUAUAGUCAUAAAAAAUGAUGAAAUUAAUAAUUUUUUAAAAAGCAAAAAUAUAGAUAUAGAAAUAGUUUAUUUGAAAAUAGAAAAAAUUAAUAUAAGUUUUAAAACGUUGUCAGGAAUAUUAACCCUAAAAUUACAAGGUGUAGACUUAAGAGUUAAACCCAAUAUUCAUAAAAAUGCUUCUAAAGGAAUAAAAAAUAAGAUAAAAAAUUUUUUAAAUAACAAUCAGAAUGAAAACGUAAAAUUAUAUUCUCCUUAUGAUACACAAAAUAUCUAUAAUGAAAGUGUAAAACUAGAAAAUGAUAUAUUGUGUUGUUGUUGUGAAAAAUACAAAAAUGUUGAAAAUAGUAUAAGUUGUUACAAUAAUUAUAAUAGAAUAAAAAAAUAUAUAUGUAACGAUUGCUCAAUUUUGAAAAAUAAAAAUAGCGAAAAUAAUUUAAUUCAAAAACAAACACUUUUAAAAAAUAAAUCCUCCAAAUACUAUAACAGAAAUGACAUAUACUUAGCAGAUACUCCUUAUAUUAAUACGAUUAACAAUACAAAUGGAGAUAUAGAUAGAAAUUCAUAUGAAAAAAAAAAUAAACUAAAUUAUCUGAAUUUCAAUAAUACAAAACAUUUAAAAUAUUAUGAUAACAACUAUCAAUUAAAUAAUAAAAAGGAGAUCAAACAUGAUACAAAUACCUUUAAAAAUAGAGAUAAUGCUUUUUUUAAUGAUUUAAAAAAAAAUGAAACUUCAAGUAAAUGUGCAUUUUUUUUAACACAUUCAAAUAAUAUAAAAAAAUCACCUAAUUAUAAUUUAAAUCAAAUAAAUGAUUAUGACUAUGCAAAUAAAUUAAAUGGGAGUAUAUAUAUAGACAUAAAUAAGCAGGAGGAAAGUAAUCUAAAUACAUUAAGUGAAUUAAAUAAAAGUAAUUUUUAUGAUUUUUGCAAACUUAAGAAUAAUUGUUCAAGUAAUAGAGGAAACAUAUUAAAAAAAAAUCUAUAUUUACAUGAUAAUAGUAAAUUCAACUACAAAAAUAGCCUAAAUGAAGAUAAAAGUUUAAAUUAUACAAAAAAUGGUGAUAAGAUACAAUAUCCAUGUAAUUAUACAGAAAAAGAAAAUCAUAAAUUAAAAAAUUAUGAAGAAAAAUUUCACGAGUUUGAUAAGAAUUGUAAAAUUUACAAAAAAAAUAACAUGAGUCAUCCUGUUUUUUACCAAAAUCAUAUUAUAUCAAAAAAAAAAAAAAAUUUUGAAAAUACAUUAAGACAAAAUGAAUCAUUAGAAAAUAAUUUAAGAAGAAAUUCUUAUUACAUAAAUGAAAUAAAUAAGGAAAUUCCUAUAAAUACUUUAUAUAACAAAGUAAACGAAGGAAAAAAUCCUUAUAAUAUUAAAAAUAAAUAUAACAAUUUAUUAUAUAGUUAUAAUAGUAUAUAUAAUAAUAAAGACAAUAAAAUAAAAAUAGACAAUAUUUUUGACUUUAAAUAA
Plasmodium relictum is the source of this 1563-nucleotide messenger RNA. Its product is annotated as conserved Plasmodium protein, unknown function. The transcript has 6 exons. Bases 1 to 1563 code for a protein of 520 amino acids. The record is from RefSeq and is a predicted model, not a curated record. NCBI's taxonomy places the organism in Eukaryota, Apicomplexa, Aconoidasida, Haemosporida, Plasmodiidae.